AUGGAACCCCCCCUCCCUCCUCUCAACCCAAAAGACCCCGAAAACUACUUGAAGCGAUGCUCGGGCUAUUGCAAAAAGACAAACUUGCGCUGCAGCGCCAGCAUCGGCAAAAAGGCUCAAAAGGACACGCGCCCCACCUACCUUCCCACAUGCGCCCUCCACCGCGAUCAACAAAGCCUUGCCGGAUGGUGCCAGUUCACCAGCUCCGAUGGCCGUAGAUGCGCAAGCCUGUUCCGAUGGAGCCCCCCGCACUUUGAACUUUGCGACCAUCAUCAGGGCCAUCCUAGCACCCCCUGUUAUUUCCUAAAACAGCUACCCCUCGAGCUGCGCCAUGAAGUAUACCGACAUCUCAUACCCACCGAGCCCAUAGAUUCGUCCACUGCGGCCGUCCACGACCGCUCCAGCCAGGACCCCGACCAGCGACCAACAAGUCGCUUAUCCGUCCUGAGUUACCCGAGUCCCAUGCGCGCAACACGUGUGCUCAGGUCAAAGUUUCCGAUGAGACUCUUGGACCUUCUCAGCGUCUCACGCCAAGUCCAUGACGAAGUCAAAGACCGCCUGUUCAGCACAGUCACCUUCAAGAUCGACAUCCGCAAGGAUGGCACCUUCAUGUGUGGACGCCGCCUGCUCGAGCCCAAACGAGCAGACGGCUCUUCGCACUUCCUGUUCGAUGAGGCCGACCAUGCAAAGAGGAAAUUUCUCAAGUAUUUUGACUGGGCUUCCGCCAAAAACUACGCCGUUGACAUACUACUCGAGAAUUGCCCCAUUGCAAACCCACACCAUGUGCCCAACACGGCCAACAUGACUAUGAGAUCUCGCUGGGAUGAAGAGGUGGAGAUUUACGACAUUAGAGAUUACAUCUCUGUAGUGGUUUCUGGUAUCCUGGCAAAGGCAAAGAAUCUCUACAAGCUCCACGUCCGCCUUUGCCUAGCCGACUUUGUUUGGCAUGAAGAGCAAGUGCUUUCCAAUUCAAAGCUGCUCUUCAGCCCCUUUGAACGACUACGAAAUGUGCGCCAACCCACUCUUGGUGGCGUCUUCACUGGAAGGCCAGACAGCAAUUCAAUGUAUCCUAUUGAGCGCGCAACUGGUCGAUAUCCCAUUGCGCCUGGAACCGGAUGUAUACAAUCAGCAUUACCCGCCUACUAUGAACUCUGCUCCGUGCCCUCUUUACCCACCGACAACCCAGUAUUGCUACCCGGUAUAACGGCAUUUGAUGCCUACGCCACUGAAUGGAGGCGCCACAUCUCUUCCAAGGGCACUGCCAAUGUUCUUCAAGAGCCGCUCAUCCGCAAAAUGUUUACAGAGUUUCGCAAUUUCUAUACCGAAUUCGCCAACCAUGUGCCUGAUAUAACUUUGAAAAGCGGAAGACAUACAUUCCUGCACCGAGCCAGGGUUGCACGUGAACAGGAAGAUGUCAUAGCUUUCAGAGCCAUCAGGGCCGAGCUCCUCGAUUACUGGACCAAGCACUUGGAUGACCAAGAGCGGAAAAAACGUACCAUGGAAACACGUAUUGCCAAGUUCCUUCAAAGCGACAAGUAUCCGUCACAUGUCUGGGAAGAACAAAUUCCAGCACAGUCACCUGACCUGUUGCCUACCCAAAUCUCAAAAUCUCGCGUCGCCCUGGACACGGAAAUCAUGGCCAGAGACGGCAUACCUAUGACGGGUAAUCUGAUA
This is a messenger RNA of Bipolaris oryzae ATCC 44560, 1674 nucleotides long. RefSeq lists its product as uncharacterized. NCBI's taxonomy places the organism in Eukaryota, Fungi, Ascomycota, Dothideomycetes, Pleosporales, Pleosporaceae. The annotation marks the transcript as partial. The record is from RefSeq and is a predicted model, not a curated record. The transcript has 2 exons.